Messenger RNA from Pseudovirgaria hyperparasitica, 1237 nucleotides. RefSeq lists its product as uncharacterized. The coding region runs from base 351 to 1049 and encodes 232 amino acids. NCBI's taxonomy places the organism in Eukaryota, Fungi, Ascomycota, Dothideomycetes, Acrospermales, Acrospermaceae. The transcript has a single exon. The record is from RefSeq and is a predicted model, not a curated record.
CACAGUGUAACAUUCUUCACGUUGAAGGUUUGGCUUGUCCAAUAGAAUCACCGAGUAGGACAAAGAGGCAGCAAACAAAGUCAGAAUCGUUAAGCCUGUCCCUGCACCCCACUGUGGCGAAGAGACCCGGCGUCCUUGAUUUGAGGCUUCAUGCCUCGAUGUAGCUUGAGAACACAUAUAAGUGCACCUACAUCGGUCUUUCAGGAACGAGAAAACAAUCUGUCAUCAACAACGGCUCCAAGAAAGAUACUAGAGCUGAUCCCGGCUCACAGUCCUGCAUACUCGACCACGCUCAUACUGAAAUCGCAAUCUCACGCCCCGACAAGAUCUCGAAGUCCACCUCCACUUGUAUGUCAGACAUGACAGGGUCAAAUGAUAUGACGGACACGGACGCGAGCAAGAAAGAAACUCGGUUCAUCUUGUUCAUGCAAGUGCGAGACAUGAAAGAAACAUAUAGCAAGCGUCACCUCAUGAUGGAACGGAGAAACCGUGAACCCAUGUCAGAUAUAACAAAUUACCACGCAGUCUAUCUCCGCCCGACCUACGACUUCAGAAAGAUAUUCGAUGAACGGGCAGACAGACAGGUGCUGGUAUCAGCUGCGAUCGGGUAUCCGGAGAUGACGGAGGGUGCCAUGCAGGACGUUGAUCAAGAACAACUUUAUGACGUAUUUCUCUUCUACAGAGACAUGGAAGGCACGGAGCAGCCCUCAAGCGAUACGCUUUACCAUAUGCAUCAUAUUACGAUGAUGUAUAAAAGCCUCGCCGCCUUGCGCAAUCUGCACACCAAACCUGAGGAGCAGGCUAAUGCUACAGUGGUGAAUCAACGCAAAUACACGACUACUCCAAGAUACAGCGACUACGACGCGCAGUUCCCAUACGAGCUAUCCGGCUUUGAGCUCAGGACAACCUACGUCGAUGUCGAAAAGAACGAACAAGAUGUAAGAUGGUGGGCUAGUGCGGAUGGCUUCCCGUAUAACACCCAGUUCGAAGCUGACUUAGUCGAAAUGCUGCUCACCCAGGUUAGAGCUGUGUGUUUCCGAGUCACUUAAAUCUACUUCGAGGGUAAGAACGAUGCUACCUAUAGGGUACCGGGGUGACCAGAGGUCCCAGAGGUUCCACUAUCCAACAAAAAAAAACCCUCAAACGUUUAGCACAGUAUAGUGAUCGUCAAUCUUCAAUAGAAGACAUAACGACGUCUAUGUCAUUGUUAUCGAUUUCUUCAUCAUGAUCAUGACUC